This is a messenger RNA of Vombatus ursinus (common wombat), 6501 nucleotides long. RefSeq names its product solute carrier family 4 member 7 (gene SLC4A7). Gene Ontology annotation, molecular function: sodium:bicarbonate symporter activity; monoatomic anion transmembrane transporter activity; solute:inorganic anion antiporter activity. Gene Ontology annotation, cellular component: plasma membrane; apical plasma membrane; basolateral plasma membrane. The record is from RefSeq and is a predicted model, not a curated record. Lineage: Eukaryota; Metazoa; Chordata; Mammalia; Diprotodontia; Vombatidae. Gene Ontology annotation, biological process: bicarbonate transport; transmembrane transport; auditory receptor cell development. The coding region runs from base 13 to 3765 and encodes 1250 amino acids. The transcript is spliced from 26 exons.
UUAUAUCUUACUAUGGAGAGAGUAUACCUGGAAAAGAAGGAACCACCUGGUCCUGAUGAAGAAGCAGUUGUGGAUCUUGGAAAAACCAGUUCAACCAUCAAUACCAAAUUUGAAAAGGAAGAACUGGAAAGCCAUCGAGCUGUGUAUAUUGGUGUACAUGUCCCAUUUAGUAAAGAAAGUCGCCGACGUCAUAGACAUCGUGGUCACAAGCAUCAUCAUCGAAGAAGAAAAGACAAAGAAUCAGAUAAAGAAGAUGGCCGUGAGUCUCCUUCUUAUGACACACCAUCCCAGCGUGUCCAGUUUAUUCUUGGUACUGAAGAUGAUGAUGAAGAGCACAUUCCCCAUGAUCUCUUCACUGAAAUGGAUGAACUUUGUUAUAGGGAUGGUGAAGAAUAUGAGUGGAAGGAAACUGCUAGGUGGCUGAAAUUUGAAGAGGAUGUUGAAGAUGGUGGGGAUCGAUGGAGCAAGCCUUACGUGGCGACCUUAUCUUUGCACAGUCUGUUUGAGCUGAGGAGCUGCAUCCUGAACGGAACGGUUAUGCUGGAUAUGAGAGCAAGCACUCUGGAUGAAAUAGCAGAUAUGGUGCUGGACAACAUGAUUGCCUCUGGCCAGUUGGAUGAUUCAAUAAGAGAGAAUGUCAGGGAGGCUCUUUUGAAGAGACAUCAUCAUCAAAAUGAGAAAAGGUUCACGAGCCGGAUUCCGCUUGUGCGGUCUUUUGCAGAUAUAGGCAAGAAACAUUCUGAUCCUCACUUGCUUGAACGGAAUGGGGAAGGCCUUUCAGCCUCCCGCCACUCUUUACGAACAGGCCUAUCUGCUUCAAAUCUUUCACUGAGAGGAGAAUCACCUUUGUCCCUUCUCAGUCAUCUUCUUCCUUCUUCACGAGCUGGGACUCCGGCAGCCUCCAGGUGUACAACCCCAACACCCACCCCUCAAAACAGUCCACCCUCCAGUCCUAAAGUCAGUCGACUGGAUUCCAGAAGUUCUCAGCAGAGUCAGCUUCAGGUCCCAGAAUUUCUGAUUUCAUCUGCCAGUGAUGAUAUCCCCACAGUAGUAAUUCAUCCACCUGAGGAAGAAUUAGAAGCACUGCAGUGCCAGGAGCAGAAGAAGGAGGAAAAUAUUGACCUAAGCCCAGGCGUUUUGGCAUCUCCACAGUCAGCACCUGGAAACUUGGACAGUAGCAAAAGUGGAGAAGCUAAAGGUAAUGGAGCUGGAGGAAGCAGAGAGAAUAGUACUGUUGACUUCAGCAAGGUUGACAUGAAUUUCAUGAGGAAAAUUCCCACAGGAGCUGAAGCAUCCAAUGUUUUGGUGGGAGAAGUGGAUUUUUUGGAAAGGCCUAUCAUUGCAUUUGUGAGGCUGUCCCCAGCCGUCCUCCUUUCUGGCCUCACUGAGGUUCCGGUGCCCACCAGGUUUUUGUUUCUAUUACUGGGCCCUGCAGGCAAGGCUCCACAGUACCAUGAAAUUGGGAGAUCAAUAGCUACCCUCAUGACAGAUGAGAUUUUCCAUGAUGUUGCAUAUAAAGCAAAAGAUAGAAAUGACCUCCUUUCUGGAAUUGAUGAAUUUUUAGACCAAGUAACUGUUCUGCCUCCAGGAGAGUGGGACCCUUCUAUACGCAUUGAGCCACCAAAGAGUGUGCCUUCUCAGGAAAAGAGGAAGAUCCCCAUAUUUCCAAAUGGAUCUACACCUUCAUCAGGUGAGAUGCAGAAAGAAGAGGGCCAUCAUGCCGGACCAGAACUGCAGAGGACUGGCAGGCUUUUUGGUGGUUUGAUACUUGACAUCAAAAGGAAAGCACCUUUUUUCUUGAGUGACUUCAAGGAUGCAUUAAGCCUGCAGUGCCUGGCCUCGAUUCUUUUCCUAUACUGUGCCUGUAUGUCUCCUGUAAUCACUUUUGGAGGGCUCCUUGGAGAAGCUACAGAAGGCAGAAUAAGUGCAAUAGAGUCUCUUUUUGGAGCAUCGUUAACUGGGAUCGCCUAUUCAUUGUUUUCUGGGCAGCCACUUACAAUCUUAGGAAGUACAGGACCAGUUCUUGUAUUUGAAAAAAUAUUAUUUAAAUUCUGCAAAGAUUACAGUCUUUCCUAUCUAUCAUUACGGACCAGCAUUGGUCUCUGGACUUCCUUUUUGUGCAUUGUCUUGGUAGCAACAGAUGCAAGCAGCCUUGUGUGUUACAUCACUCGGUUUACCGAAGAGGCCUUCGCAGCUCUUAUUUGCAUCAUAUUUAUCUAUGAAGCAUUGGAAAAGCUCUUUCAUUUAGGAGAAGUCUAUGCUUUUAACAUGCACAAUGACCUAGACAAACUGACAUCCUAUUCAUGCUUAUGUACUGAGCCUCCAAAUCCUAGCAAUGAAACGCUCGAGAAAUGGAUCGCGAUGAAUCAGUCAUCACAGACGAUUUCAUGGGGCAACCUCACUGUUGAAGAAUGUAAACAAUUUCAUGGUGUCUUCCUGGGCCCAGCCUGUGGUCUUCACGGGCCCUAUAUUCCUGAUGUGCUCUUCUGGUGUGUUAUCUUAUUCUUCACAACGUUUUUUCUGUCAUCAUUCCUGAAGCAAUUUAAGACCAAGCGUUAUUUUCCUACCAAGGUCCGAUCGACCAUCAGUGAUUUUGCUGUGUUUCUCACAAUAGUAACUAUGGUUGCCAUUGACUACCUUGUGGGUGUUCCUUCUCCUAAACUUCACGUUCCUGAAAAAUUUGAGCCUACUCAUAAAGAGAGGGGUUGGCUCAUCAGCCCACUGGGCGAUAACCCAUGGUGGACAUUAUUAAUAGCUGCUAUUCCAGCACUGCUUUGUACUAUCCUCAUUUUCAUGGAUCAGCAAAUCACAGCAGUCAUCAUAAAUCGAAAGGAACAUAAGUUGAAGAAAGGAGCUGGCUAUCAUCUGGAUUUGCUCAUGGUUGGUGUGAUGUUGGGCGUUUGCUCAGUUAUGGGUCUACCAUGGUUUGUGGCUGCGACAGUUCUGUCCAUAAGUCACGUAAACAGCUUAAAAGUUGAAUCUGAAUGUUCUGCUCCAGGUGAACAGCCUAAGUUUUUGGGAAUCCGGGAGCAACGAGUAACGGGCUUACUAAUUUUUGUUCUGAUGGGCCUGUCUGUGUUCAUGACUUCUAUAUUAAAGUUUAUUCCAAUGCCAGUUCUCUAUGGUGUUUUUCUUUAUAUGGGAGUUUCUUCAUUAAAAGGCAUUCAGUUUUUUGACCGCAUCAAAUUAUUUGGAAUGCCCGCUAAACAUCAGCCAGAUCUAAUCUAUCUGCGUUAUGUGCCACUGUGGAAGGUCCACAUCUUUACAGUCAUUCAGCUCACCUGUUUGGUUCUCUUGUGGGUGAUCAAAGCUUCAGCUGCUGCAGUUGUUUUCCCCAUGAUGGUUCUUGCAUUGGUGUUUAUACGCAAACUAAUGGAUUUGUGUUUUACCAAACGAGAACUGAGCUGGCUUGAUGAUCUCAUGCCAGAAAGUAAGAAAAAGAAAGAAGAUGACAAACAGAAGAAGGAAAAGGAGGAGGCUGAACGGCUGCUUCACGCUGAUGACAGUGACACCGUGCACCUUCCCUUUGAAGGGGGGAGUCUCCUGCAGAUUCCAGUCAAGGCCCUCAAGUACAGUGUUGAUCCUUCAGUUGUUAACAUAUCAGAUGAAAUGGCCAAAACCGCCCAAUGGAGAGCCCUUGCCAUGAGCACCGAGAGCACCAAGGCAUCCAGGCCAAGCAUGAGCCCAGAAAAACCAGUGAGUGUGAAAAUAAAUCUCGAAGAUGAACCUACAAGGAAAUAUGUGGAUGCUGAAACUUCAUUAUAGAACUAAACCAAGAAGAAUUAUGUUGUGUAUGUGUGUGUUGUCUGUCUGUAUAGACUGUUUUUGGCUGCCAUACCACCAAAGUAUGACUCCGUACUUUUGAAAGUGUUUGACUUAUAUGUUAUGAGCACAGUAAUGACUGUAUAUAUAUGAUGAGGUGGGUCUUUUGUGAGUAAGGUACAUAGUUAUUAAUUAUCCUUUGAAUAUUUAUUCUGUUAGAAAAAUUAUUUUUCAGUUUUGAAAUAGGAAGAUGUGGGAAAAGCAUAAGUGUAUUUUUUUUCUUAAAAAUCUGUAUGUGUACCAAAAGUUAAUCCACCUUAGUUUAUAUUUGUCCGUAUAUUUAUUAUUGAGAGUUCUCUGUGAAUUUUAACCUGAGUUAUUUAAAAAUUUCACCUUUUCUCCAAUUACUGUUUUGAGUUUCAUGGAAAAAAGUGAAGUUUUUUUGUUGGUUUUUAUGAAACAAAACAUAGCAUGCCUGUUAGAUGACAAAUGGCAUCUUGGUUUUCCUCUGGUUUUGUGGAGUUCUUUAUGCAGGUGGCCAUGUUGAUAUUCCCCAGAGAUGGAUUUUUAGCCAUAGAGGUAAAUGUGAAAUAUUUAUUAGAACAUUUAUAUUUAUGACCUUCACUUUUUUUAAGAUAUAAAGAACAAUAACAGCAACAAAAAAUCCAUCCUCUGUUUUCUAGUAUAAUACUCAAGUAAAAGUGUAGGUGAUUUUAAAAUAUGCUUUUACCCCAUUCCAGUGUUAGCUACUCUGUCUACUCACAGUGAUCAUUUUAGACACUCUAAAACAACUAUUUUCGGUAGUUUGAAACAUAUGAGGCUUUACGGCAGUCUUUUUUUUUUUUUCAUGAAUCCUUGUGAUUACAGUAGAGCAUCAUAUACCUGUUAGCUGUUCUCUUCUUUGUAUGUCAAAGUUAGGAAAAAGUAUAAAAGACAUGUUCUCUCAUCCCAUAAAGCGUUUUUUGCUCUCAGUUUUUUAGAAUGUUUUAAUUUAGUAUCAGGUUCAAUUCUUGAUUAUUUUUCAUUUAAAAAGCAGUGUGAUUAAAUAAUCAGGAGUCAGAAUUCUGGAAUGGGUUUAUGAUCAGUAUUACUUUAUGGGCUCUUAAGAAUUACCUUGGAUUCUUUGUUUACAUUUCCAUUCUUUCCACUGUACAGAACAUAUUUAAUACAGUGCUAACCUUGGUUUUGUUUCUAAACAUUUUAUUUAUUUUAAUUGGUGUAAAGAUAAAAUUCUGUACAAAAAUUUAAGGUAAUGCAUAUACAGUAGAGUAAAUGUGGUAAUGUAAAUAGUUGGGGCUCUCUUAAAUUUAUGAUUAAUUCCCUGAAAGAAUACAGUUAACAGAUUUCGCAGAUUUGAUAUUAAACACUGCCAUGUUAGUGUUUUGAAGGAAAUUAAACAUUUUAUGUAAAGCUGAGACUAUUGAAGACAUACCUACUUAUGAUUUGGAUUACUAGUCUUUUUUUUUCUUUGUCUUUUUAAGUUCCUUUUUAUCCAACGUAGUAAAUCUUCUUGGUCAUCUUUUAUAUAAUCUUUGUUUGGAGUUAACUCCUAACAUGAAAUGAAUAAAUAUUGUUGUUACUAAACCUGUAGGACUGGAUGAAUGGGGUUGCGCAGCUGAUUUGGCAAGAGGACAAUUCACAAAAACCAAACAUGUUUUAAGUUAGUAUUGAAAGAUAUAAAAUGGUGGCAGUGACACAAAAAUCAAACUCAAUCUGAUAGUCUGAGAUUUCUUUAUAAGGAAGGUGGAGUAUGGAGGAUAGAACUUGCAGCACAUCAGAAAAGUGCUGUAUGAAUUGGAACCCACAGUGAUUUUUGGAACCAAGAGUAAAAGUAUGUUUCAGACUAUCCAAAGCUUGUUGGUUGACUGCUAUUUAAUGCACAAACAAAAAUGUGUCUCUUUUAUUAUUUAGCCAUUUUCUUCUGUGUGCUAUCUGUUUUUAGUUAACACAGAAAAAUCAUAAGAAGGAUAAUUUCUGCCUCAAAUGAAAGGUUAGAAAUGUAGCUUCCUUUUUUUAGAAAGCCAGAUUGCCAGCAUUAGCUCAUAUCUUUUUUGGUCCUCCUGAAUGAGGGAAGAGUGCUUAUUACUCUACCAUCAAUUGAUUCACAGAACAUUAUCCAUGGUGCUUGUAACUCACUGUGCUUCCAUUUAAAUAAUUCCUCUUUAUUUUCAACUGUAUAAUCAUUUACAGAGACCCAAAUAUUUGCUAUUCAUCUUAAAACUUUUUAAACAGCUUGUGUUGGGUGCUAGGAUUUCUUCAUAGCCUUCUGAACUUGGACACGGGACACCAAAGGGUUCGUAAUCCAGGCCAUUUUACUGGAGGUUAUUUUUAAAUUUAAAGGGAAAAGUACCCUGGGAUCAUAGUGUUUUAGUGAUUUUGUUUAAUUAUGUAAAGUAAUUACCUUGUGCCAGAAAAACCAUGAAUUUCAAAACACUUUACAUUCAAAAUCAUUUUUCCAUGUUCUUCAUAGUUGUUAUUUUCUGCUUCGUCUCAAUUACUUUGACAAAUAAUAUGACCUGAUACGAGUACUCUAUAAAAGACCACUGGUAACUCAUGUUUAAGUAAUUUACUACUUAAUUUACUUUAUUUUAAAUGUUAUUUCCUUCACUGUUUUAAAAAGAAAAAUCAUGGACAGAAUAUGCAUUCUAAGGCAGUGAAGGACAAGACUUGGUUUGUGUAGAUAAAAAUGUUGCCUUAAUGGGUGUAAAUGAGCAGUAGUAAUUACUACGCACUGAUUUA